Messenger RNA from Penicillium lagena, 1071 nucleotides. RefSeq lists its product as uncharacterized. Gene Ontology annotation, molecular function: hydrolase activity. Bases 1 to 1071 code for a protein of 356 amino acids. The transcript has 3 exons. Lineage: Eukaryota; Fungi; Ascomycota; Eurotiomycetes; Eurotiales; Aspergillaceae. The record is from RefSeq and is a predicted model, not a curated record.
AUGGCAGACUACUCUCAGUACCAAGGCCCCUCCGCCGAAUGGGUGGAAUUUACCAAGACCACCGUAGUCCCCGCCACGGGUCCGGCCCCUGGCCAGAGCAUCGAGGACUAUCAGAAGGCCGCAAAUGCCGGCCGCGAGAAAGCCUCUGCUCUGUCCAUGGAAAAGUUAGGCCUCCGCACCAAAGUGUCACAGAAAGACUUUCAAGUUCCCACUCGUGAUGGCCAGUCAGUCCGUGCUCGGUUGUACCGACCAGCGGAUGUCCCGUCCGAGGAGCGCCUCCCCUUGUAUAUCUUCUUUCAUGGCGGAGGAUACUUCUUCGGCACCUUGGAUUCUGAAGAUGCACGCUGCUGCAGGAUAGCCCUGGCUUGUCGCAUCACAGUCUUGAAUGUCUGUUAUCGCCAUACUCCGCACUUCAAGUAUCCGACCCAACAUCAUGAUGCCUGGGAUUCUUUUGAAUGGGCCAACCAACAUCUGGCGGACCUGGGUGCUCAGGAAGGCCAGCUGAUCGUGGGCGGCAUUUCUUCGGGAGGCAGUCUGGCCGCGGCUACGAUGCUGAGAGAAUAUCAAUCCUCUGUCGAGUGCCGACUGCGUGGACAGGUCCUUUGCAUUCCCAGUCUGUGUCCUACGGAGCUCUUCCCAUUUGACCAGUUGGCCUCCAAAGAAAUCAGUUCCUUCCAUCAAAAUGCCGACGCGCCAAUAUUGCCGAGGGCGCAACGAGACCUCUUUUUCAACAUGUUCGCAGCCAAAGAAUAUUCUGAGUUGCCCUAUUCUAUGUAUGCAAUGCAAAAGAUGGAUCUCUCCAAGUUGCCCAAAUCGGCCUUCCUGGUUGCUGGCAUGGAUGCCCUGAGAGACGAAGCUUUAUUGUAUGCGGAACAGCUUCAAGCUUGCGGCGUACCCACUGAUGUUCAUAUUUUCCCGGGAGUCCCCCAUGGCUUCCACAGAUAUGAAGAGCUAUCCGCCACUCGCAGAUGGGACGAGGUGGUCAACAAGUCAAUAAAGUGGAUCUUGAGUGAUGUGAAGGAAGCACCGUCUGCCAAUGGGAGACGUAGAACCUUCAAGGUCGAGUCUUAG